AUGGCGACCGCAGGCGUCACGCGGAGCCUUGUUCCCAAUGCUUCGCUUCCUGCCAAAGUCCAGCCUCUGGCUCCAAACCAAACGCUCUAUAUCACAAACCUUCCCUCGUCGAAGAUCCAAAAGGCCGAUCUGCGAACCGCCCUCUAUAUGCUCUUCUCGACCUUCGGUCCCGUCCUCGAUGUAGUCGCGUUGAAAACUAUGAGCAUGCGCGGGCAAGCGCACAUUGUCUUCAGAGACAUCCAGUCGGCAACACAGGCCAUGCGGUCGUUAGACGGCCAAUCAUUCUUGGGGAAACCCCUGAAAAUCCAGUACGCCAAGGGCAAAUCUCACUUUGUCUCGAAGCUUGACGGUUCCUUCAAGCCUCCUAAUGCAUCUGGAGCCGCCGGUGUCGAACAGACGGAGCUACAGCAAAGUAUUUUCAAUGCGCCACCGCCAGGCGCCCCUACUUCCUCAAACAAGGCCACGCCCGCAAAGCCUGCAGCUUCGGCCGAUCAAGAAAUGAAAGACGCCAACACAUCUGAGAACAGAGGCCACAAACGAACGCGCGAUGACGACGAUGAUAGCGAUUCGGACGUGGCUAUGGAGGAAGACAGUGAUGACGAAUAG
Messenger RNA from Clonostachys rhizophaga, 606 nucleotides. The record is from the annotation of a GenBank genome assembly. Lineage: Eukaryota; Fungi; Ascomycota; Sordariomycetes; Hypocreales; Bionectriaceae.